AUGUGUGUAUGUGGUAUGUGUGCACGUGCGCACAAACGUAUCAAUGACUUGUGCGUGUGUUCUAGCGUCGUGUCGAGCAAUCCAGAGGAACGGCGUUCAAAAGAUUGAAACAUUCAAGCAAAAAAAAAAACAACAAACAAAGAAAAAACAAUUAGGAGCAUCAAACGACGAGGGAGAAAGCAAAACAAAAAGGACAUUAAAAAUAAUGGGAAACACUUUGAAAUCCAGUAUCAUGGUCCUCUCCGUCCUUCUUGCUGUCUUGUUACAAAUCAUAUCGUUGGUAUUACCGUACUGGGAGAAGAUCGGCAAUAAUUACGCAGGACUCUGGAUUAUUUGUGACGAAGUAGAAUGUCAUACUAAAAGCAAAGGCUUAGCUCAUUUGACAGCUUUCCAGUUCUUGGAAGUCACUGGGAUGUUCCUGGCAGCCAUUGCUUGUGCCGUUUUGUCCUUGGGUAGUUACAACUUUAUUUCAAUAGAAAAAUUGAUUUUAAUUCUUGUAACUCUUUUCAUUUUGGCAGGCUCUGCCAUAACGGUGGGAAUGUUCAUACACGGCGUGAAUGUAUUACAUUUGCAUUUCUGCUAUAUCAUCUCAUCAACUGGGGCUGCAUUUUUCUUCUUUCUUGCAGGGGUCAUCAUAUCGUACAACAGUUUCUGACAACCCUGAUUCUCCCCUAAUCUACAAAAUACACACACACACACACAUGCACAUAUACAUAUACACACGUGUGUGCACAUGCACAUGCUGUUGAUAAUAUCAAACCCACCCUUAAUAAUAAUAAUAAUAAUAAUAAUAAUAAUAAGGGAAAAAGAAAAGCAAUAAAAGAAUGACAUUUUGUCCUUGAGCAGGGAUCUGAAAGGAUUCCAAAUUUUCCUCUUCCUUAAUCAAGUGUUUUAACCACCCCAGCCCCUUGGGUGCUCAGAUUCCUGACUAUGCCACAAGUUAUAUAUAUAUAUGUGUGUGUGUAUAUAUAAACAUGAAGGAAGCGCAAUGAAUGACUUUCGUGCAAUAAAAGAUAAAAAUGAAAAUUAAUAAAAUAAACAUACAAAUAAUGACAAAUUAA
Octopus bimaculoides (California two-spot octopus) is the source of this 1061-nucleotide messenger RNA. RefSeq lists its product as uncharacterized. The record is from RefSeq and is a predicted model, not a curated record. NCBI's taxonomy places the organism in Eukaryota, Metazoa, Mollusca, Cephalopoda, Octopoda, Octopodidae.